Cotesia glomerata is the source of this 1252-nucleotide messenger RNA. RefSeq names its product transmembrane protein 179. The transcript has 2 exons. Lineage: Eukaryota; Metazoa; Arthropoda; Insecta; Hymenoptera; Braconidae. The record is from RefSeq and is a predicted model, not a curated record. Bases 279 to 944 code for a protein of 221 amino acids.
AAGAUACACAAUGAAAUCAAGACUUUACACGCACUUACAAAACUACAAAAUAUUUUAUUUGUUUUUAUAAUAAUAUAAAAACUUGUUAAAUAUUAUUUACAAAAAUAAAGUUUGACUAAUGAUCUAUUUUGACUCUCCCUAAAAAAUAACAUCAAAUGUUUAAUUCGUUUAAGUGCAGUUUUACUAAAAGUGAGUUUAAUUGUGAAUCUUCAAUAAAGAGAUUGUGACGAUUAUUUAUUACUCAUCUAGAAGUAACGAGACAACAAAAGUAACCGAUUAUGGCUUUUACAAACGUUUUGUUGAUAAGUCAAGUUGCCGGAUAUGUCGUCGCUUCAAUACUGUCAUUAUGUAUUAUUGUACCUAUGAGUCUCCAUCAGGAUGAAUUCAAAGGACAUUGUCUUCUUUUUUCAACUGGAGUUUGGCAAGAAACAGAUGGACAAUUAGUUGUCAGCUGGGGAUCACAAAUUUAUUGCAACUAUACGAUAUUCGUAGGAUUAAUCCUUCUGAUUACGUCUUUGGUACAAAUAUACAGACUCUCAAUGCUGAUGUAUCAUGGAGAAGAUAGUUCGUUUCUGUCAGCUUUUGUGGAUGUAGUCAGCUCAAUAUUCCUAGCAACUGUGACUCUGAUAGCUGCGACGUUUAUAACUCUCGGCUUCAUGACAUGGUGCCAAUGCAUGUCCAAGAGAUUUCCAUCUUGUGAUCUAGCAGCUGGCAAUGAUAUUGAUAAAAAUGACGGUAUUAAUACAUCUGGAUUUUAUAUUGAACUAGGUGUCGCACAAUUUGGAGCCUGGAGCAGUCUUUCUAUUUGGGUUGGUCUUUCAGUUUUCGCUGUUCUUAAAUUACUCAAGUAUCAUCAGCUUGAAAACAUGAAAGUUUCCAUGUUUAGAGAAAGACAAAGAUUGAUAGAAGGUGCAGGUAUCAGCCAACCAUACGAAAUUAAUUGAUUAUUUUAAUUUUUUUAUAAAUUAUUUUAAUUUUAAAUUCAUUUCAAAAAUACUAUUUGAUAAUAAUUCUCAUUAUUGUACGUGGUAUAUUCAUAAGUUUGUAGACGAACAUGACAACUGUAGUAUUACACCAAAACUUACUACGUUUUAAUUUCAGUUUCAUUUAAAAAUUUUACCAAUAAAUAAUUUGUAAUUAUAAUUCACUUUGAAUAUCAAUUAAUAAUUAAUGCAUAAUAUUUGAUUUAUUCAGUUAUAACAAUCAUUUUGGUGAAAUGUAUUUUUUUUCUACACACAUCUAUGAAUAUACC